AACAUCUCUGAGGGACGUCACACGCCAGAGAAUUGUGGGAAGAUAUGGCGUCUCGGGUGGCAACGUGUUGACAGCUCUUGGAGGUAAUUCUUUAAAUUGUUGCGAUUCCUGUUGUAAUUUCGGAAACGCCGUAAUGGAAGGAAAUGUGGAGCCUCACAAACGUUUCAUUUGCUCGUUUGCCGGCUGCGCGGCGGCCUACAACAAGCAGUGGAAGCUUGACGCACACUUAUGUAAGCACACAGGCGUCAAGCCGCACAAAUGUCCUCACGACGGCUGCGACAAGGACUUCUGCAGCCCCUACCACCUAGCCCGCCACCAGCUCAGCCACAGCGGCCUGCACCCCUUCCCUUGCACGGUGGAGGGCUGCGCGCAGGCUUUCACCACCAACUCCAACCGUGCCCGGCACGUCACCCGCGUCCACUCCGGGGAGGCCAAGCGAUACAUGUGCAAAGUGGACGGCUGCAACCUGGAGUUCAAGAAGAACAAGCAGCUCAAGUCGCACAUGAGCGAGCAGCACACUCACACACCCGCCUACCAGUGCACGCAUGAUGGCUGCACCAUGCGCUUCACCUUCCCCAGCAGGCUCAAGCGCCACAUGAAGGUGCACAGAGGCUACCCCUGCACCCAGGAGAGCUGCAUCUUCACGGGGAGUACCUGGACGGAGUACCUGAAGCACAGGAGGGAGCAACACAGGCCGGCGCUUAGCUGCGAGCAGUGCAGCAAGGUGUUUAAGGACUCCUGGUUCCUGGAGCAGCACCAGAGGGUCCACUCGGACACCCGGCUGGUUUACAGGUGUCCCCGAGAGGCCUGCGAGCGCUCUUUCACUACCAUCUUUAACCUGCAGAGCCACAUCCAGGCCUUCCACGAGGAGCUGCAACCCUUCACCUGUGGCCACCCCGGCUGCGGCAAGACCUUCGCCAUGAAGCAGAGCCUCCGGCGGCACGGUGUGGUCCACGACCCAGAUAGGAAGAAGAUGCCUCGGCCUAAAAGGUCUCUGGCCUCCAGGCUGAGCGGCUGCAGUGACAAGAUGGUUGUCUUGUGCGAGAAGAGUCCAGUGAAGCAGGAUGCUUCUGGUCCUGUUGAGCUGGUCUCUCUGCUGCAGGACACAUCCCUGAUGGGUCGUCCCACAGUGGACAGUCAAGAACUCACAGUGGCUCUGACCUCACCCCUCACACUGUAGAGGACACUUUCAAAUGGACAGUUCUAAUGAAAAUACAGCUUGUGUGUCAAGUAACUUUUUUUUUUUGUUUUGUUUUUUUUACAUUUAGUGCAUACAUGUCUGUGGACUUAAUCAUGUUAUAAACAUCCUCUAAGGGAAAAAUAAA
Molecule: messenger RNA, 1325 nt
Organism: Dunckerocampus dactyliophorus (ringed pipefish)
Lineage: Eukaryota; Metazoa; Chordata; Actinopteri; Syngnathiformes; Syngnathidae
Product: transcription factor IIIA-like
Exons: 1
Coding region: 134-1180 (348 amino acids)
Cellular component (GO): nucleus
Source: RefSeq, a predicted model, not a curated record